AUGGAUGAUAUGGAACUUCAAGAUAAUGAAUUUAUUAAUGACAUUAUUUCAGAUUCACUAAUAAAAUUGAUCGAUCGUCGAUUUAUUUCUGCUCAAAUUUAUAUCAAAUAUGAAAUCGAUGAGUAUUUUAUCAAACAACAGUAUAAGAAUGACGAAUCUGAACAUAUAGUUGAUUACAGAAAUAACUUGAAAAAAUUUCCCUUUGACAAACAAAAUAUUUCAAUCAACUUGUCUGUUAAAUUAGGCGACACAAUAAAAGAUAUCAAACGAUUAAUUGAAGAAAAAGAAAGCAUUUGUAUUGAACACCAAACUUUAUUAUUUUAUAAGGACGAAAGCGAGUUAUCAAAUGUGUGUUAUGAUAGUCAAUCAUUGAUCGACUGCUAUAUUACCGAUCAAGCUACUCUUAUACUUAGACUUGCAGAUUUUGCUGUAAUUUUCAUAGGAACUAGCGCAAAUCAAAAGGGUCUAAUUUGGAUUGAAAUGGUUGAUAAAGAAGAUCAUUGUGUAUCCAAUAUAAAAAUGAAACUUGCUAAACGAUAUGAUAUUGCCGAUAUUUAUGGCCAAUCGCUAUAUAAAUCGAACUACAACAUGUUAAACGAAAAAUACGACGACACCAAAUUAUUUGAUACGUCUCUCGUUAAGCACUUUGACAAUCUCAUUUUGAAACCUAAUCCAAUAGCAGAUUCGACUAGUUCUAAACCCAGUACAGCCUCUUCAUGCUGUUCAUUAUUAACGCUUCAACUCAUUUUGUCUCAAUCUACCAAUCUCGCAAAUAAUAUCCAACGUGCGCUUUACAAAGAAAAUCCGUUUUUGAGAAAUAUGAAUCACAGUCCUUUCAAUGCACCAGAGACUUUGCUUCAUAAAUAA
Molecule: messenger RNA, 867 nt
Organism: Adineta ricciae
Lineage: Eukaryota; Metazoa; Rotifera; Eurotatoria; Adinetida; Adinetidae
Source: the annotation of a GenBank genome assembly